AUGGACCAAAACGAACACCAUACAGACGCCCACCGGCGUCCGAAGAAGCUAAUAUUCGCACCAGGCGACAUUGCACCAACCUCGGACGAGCCUAUCCCAGAACCCAAACCCCAAGCAAUCCUCACUCCAACCACCGACCAAACCGCACCAGAAGCCCUCCGCUCCUCAACCUCAACGCCAACCUCCACAAUACCCGAAACCGAAGUCCUCUCCAGCGCAGCACGUGCGCACCAAUUCGGCACAAAUCCACCAUUAACCAUCUCCCAAAUCCACGGCACAAACCCACUGCACCAAUUCAACACCUGGUUCCGGGACUCACGUCUCCCAGCCUCCUCCGCCCCAGAAACAUGCACUCUAUCAACGGCCUCGAUGCCCUCAGGCCGCGUCAGCGCGCGCGUCGUAUACCUCAAAGAACUCGACGAGCGCGGGUGGGUCGUCUACAGCAACUGGGGUAGUCGGGAAGGCAAAGGCGGACAAGUAUUCGGGCUCAGCGAGAGCGGGGAUACACUAGACGCCAUGCCGGAACCGGACUCAGAGGAGCAACCUACCCUCACGGCUGAGAUGGGGUCGGGAAAUAAAUGGGGCGCGCUGACGUUCAACUGGGCGACUGUUGAGCGGCAGGUUCGUAUUGAGGGACUGCUUGAGCCGCUUAGUCGGGAGGAGAGCGAGAUGUAUUGGCGGACGCGUGAGCGCGGGAGUCGGAUUGGGGGGUGGGCGAGUUGGCAGAGUAAGGUUUUGUGGUCUGCGGAGCCGGAGAAGUUGGAGAUUAACCAGAGACGGAAGAGUGUGGCGAGGUUGCAGGGGGUGGUUGAGGAUGGGGACUCGGUUAUUCCGGUUGAUAUUGAGCAGACGGAUGUUGAGGAUGGGCGUGCGUUGCUCGAGUUGAAGGUUAAGGAGAUGGAGGAGAGGUUUGCUGGUGUUGAGGAUAUUCCCCUGCCGCCGUUUUGGGGUGGUGUGAGGCUUGUGCCUGAGUCUGUGGAGUUCUGGCAGGGGCGAAGGAGUCGUUUACAUGAUCGGUUCCGGUAUGUGCGUGUUGAGGGGGAGGAAGAGGGUGCUAAGUGGCGGAUUCAGAGGCUGUCGCCGUAG
Messenger RNA from Penicillium samsonianum, 1086 nucleotides. Its product is annotated as pyridoxamine-phosphate oxidase PDX3. Bases 1 to 1086 code for a protein of 361 amino acids. Lineage: Eukaryota; Fungi; Ascomycota; Eurotiomycetes; Eurotiales; Aspergillaceae. Gene Ontology annotation, molecular function: FMN binding; pyridoxamine phosphate oxidase activity. The transcript is spliced from 2 exons. Gene Ontology annotation, biological process: pyridoxine biosynthetic process. The record is from RefSeq and is a predicted model, not a curated record.